Molecule: messenger RNA, 3996 nt
Organism: Tetranychus urticae (two-spotted spider mite)
Lineage: Eukaryota; Metazoa; Arthropoda; Arachnida; Trombidiformes; Tetranychidae
Source: RefSeq, a predicted model, not a curated record
UUUCACUCAGCUGUCAUGUUACAUCUUCAAUUAUCUAUUCAAUUCAUUUAAUUGGACUUAUUUGACAUGAUUCAGUUUAAAAAGUGUAAAUGAGUUUAUUCUCAGUGAAUUAAUUAACAAAAUAAAGUUAAUACUAAUCAACAUUAGAUUAGUUUCCGGAUUAGUGUGGGUGCUUCGGAUUCAACCAUUAUAAACCACAUCAACAUCAUAAUUUUUCACCGUAAUCACGCUGCAAUUUGUAGUGACUUCCGUAUGAGACAUGACCAGUUUCUUAAUUUAACAAUUUCGAUGGUUAAAUUUGCUCAAAGAAUUUAUAAUUGUUCUCUAAUUGUAAUUAAAAGCAUCCAUAAAGUAAACACUUGUUGCAACUAACCAAGCAUUAAAACUGGUGACAAUAAAAAUAACUAAAAAUUGACAAAAUUGCGAUUUUACAUUUUCUGUUUAAAUAAGUCGUUGAGACGCCACUCAACAUAUCAUUGGAAUAUGUAAAUUACAAUUAAUACUGACAAGGUGUAUGGAUCAUGGUAUGUCUUUAAGUCACUCAGAAAUUCUUAGACUCAAUCUAAGCUUCAAGUAAAUUCAUCAAUUAGCCAUACUUAAUGGCACUCUCACUCAUCAGCUGGUGAAAUAAACAAGCUUAACAAAUAGUUGAAUUUUUCGCCUGUUUUUUACCAUUUACUGACCAUCCAUUAAAUUAAAACAAUCAAGCAAUUAGAUUAACCUGAGGAUAUGAUCACCCUUCAUUUCAAUCUUCUCAAUCGUGUGACUGUCUUCCUACUUUUCAUUAACCUUUAUCAUUCUGUUUAAUUUCACUUUUCGUGAACUUGUACCUUUAUCUCUUCCUUCUCUCCUCUUACCGUUUGUGUCCAUUUUUCAAGCUUCUUAUCUUCCAUUCCUUCUUUUGUGAUUUCAAAUGUGAUUCUGAACAAUUUUGUGUUAAUGAUGUACACCGUAAAAAAAGUAGAACAUGAUGAUGAACAGGUUUUUGGUCAUAAGAGCAAAGGUAAAAAGAAAGGUAAGGCGAAAAAGAUACAAUGAAGAAAGGUUCACCGAUGCUGAGGGAGAAAGUAAAAGUGAGAAGGACCAAGAAGAUGCUUAUCUUCCGACUUUCAACAUGAUGAUGAUUCUGACGGACUCUGUUUAUCCGUAAACAGAAAUCAUAUCGAUUUUAUUGGACAGCAAAUUGAUUAAAGCCAUGAAGUUUACUAAAAUCGUGUUAACCAUCAACAUAAUCCUUUCAAUUGUAUUUCAUGUAUCUUCAGCUGAAUUAUUGGAUCAUAAUAACACAAAAACAACAACUAAACCACUUCUACCAUCAGAAGCAACAACACAAACACCAGCGGCUGUGACAACCUCAUCAUCAUUCUCAUCAUUCAGAGAGUCUGAAGAUUCUUCUGCAACUUAUCUUGAUAAUAAUGAUAGUGAAUCAAACUCGACAAAUGAUGAAACAGCGGAUUUAACCAGUGACGGUGCUAAUGAAUCUAUCGAUUCAACAACAUCAACUACAAUUGAUGAUGACUCUGAAGAUUUUGUGCCGUCUGCCGAAUCACCUGAAUCUGAAUCGCCUGGCUCCAAUAAGGAUUCAACUAAUGUGAUUAAUCCAGAGCAAGAUGAUCAAGUUAAUAGUCCAACAGAAGAUUAUUCCGAUAGUGAGGAUGAAGAUAAUCUUUAUCAUGUUGGUCAUAUUAAUCAGACGGUUGAAUUGUUGUCGAGAUGGGCCAAGAUCACCGAAAAUGCCAUUCAAAUGGUUGUUAGUGAAGCAAUGCCUCAUGCCACUGAAUUUGGUUAUCGAUUCGACAUCUCUGAGGAAUGUAUUCUUAGUCUUUUGCAGCUCGUAAAUGGUUUCCGUAAACAAAAGGCCUGGGCAUUUCGAUUAAUUGAUUCUUAUGGUCGUCCAUCGCCUGGAUCAUUAGAUGGAACUGUUACAUCUCUUGGUGAUUAUGAUGAGUGUCUUGGAAUCGAGUUUCCUAAAUAUUUUGGUGAAGAAGUCCCCAUAACAGGAAAAUAUUGUACAAUCCGGAUUGAUUUUCCAGUUCCCGAUAAACCAGAACGAGUUGAAUUUCAUCAGCCUAGUGUGGAGUUAAAUGGAACCCACCUCAAUGAAACAGUUUGGGGUUAUUUAACCAAAUAUCUAAGAACGGCUUACACUAUGCGAGGUUUUCGUUUCGGUGUUUGCAUACCAUCAACAUGUUCAGCUGAUGAAUUAGAGCCUGUUAUUAGGAAAGCUGCUUCACCAAUCCUACAGAUGCCCUUGACCUUCGGACCUGAUGAUGAGUGUUCAUAUCGAGCUGAGGUCAUUCCCUUGAAUUUUUACUCCAAAAUAUCAUUAACCUUUUUUGCCGCCAUAAUUAGUGUCGUUGUACUUUCCACCGUUCUGGAUCUCUUUGGAUUGAUAACUCGUCAAACCAAUCAAUCUUCAAUCAUGACAUUCGGCAAAAUGUUUGCUUCAUGUUUCUCUUUUAACCAGGCUAAUCAGUAUCUAAAUAGACCAUCAGGAAAAAGUACUCCAAACAUUCUUAGUGGAUUAGCUGUGUUGACCAUGUAUUGUUUGAUUAUUGGCCAUACGUACUUUUUUGGUGGUUUUUACAAAACAUCGGAGUCAAUUAAUCGUUGGACUGAAGAUUUGCCUUCAAAUCUUGGCAAGCUGACCAAUCAAGUUUUCUUGAAUACACAUUUAUUUCUGGAUAGUUUAUUUUUCAUCAGCGGUGUUUCAAUUGCUUGCUUGUAUUUGCCAAAAGUUUCAUCAACAAGAUGGAUUUCAGAUUAUCUUUUACUGGUUUUAUCUCGAUGGUUACGAUUUGUUCCUUUAAUUUCAGGAGUCAUCUUAAUCAAUUAUUUGUUCCCAUAUUUGAGCUCGGGUCCAAAUUAUAAAUAUCAUGUGUAUCAAAUUAUCGACAAUUGUCAAGUUAAUUGGUGGUCACAUUUUCUAGCGAUUGGUAAUUUGUAUGGCAACGUUGACACAAUGUGCGCCCCGCAUCUUUGGUAUCUUUCAGUGGAUAUACAGCUUCAUCUGUUUUGUAUCAUUAUUUUCAUGGGUUACCAUCGAAGCAUCAAUACUGGACUUAUUUUGAAUUUGAUUUUCAUAUUCAUUGGUGUUUUAUCAUCAGCAAUUUCCAAUCUUUAUUAUGAUACAAAUGCAACCUUUGGAUUGGACCAUAUCGUAGAUUAUGACUCGCUUCAACGCCAGUUUGAUGUAACGUAUUUUCCAACUUAUCUACAUUUGGCUCCAUUCGCAUUUGGCAUCAUGAUUGGUACUCUGGUUCAUAAAUAUACAAAUAAAACCAAGCCAAUCAAGUUUUCAAUGCUUAUUUCAGUGAAUGGAUGGCUUUUCUGUGCCUUUUUGAGUAUAGUCGCCAUGUUUAGUAGCUUUCUCUGGAACAAUGUUGAUAUCCAUUUUAAUUUAAAUCUUUCUAGUCGUGUUAUCUUCGCUGGAUUUCAGCGAACUUUAUGGUGUUCAUUUUUAGCUUGGGCCAUCUUCUUGUGUACAACUGGAGAGUCAAAUUUUUUCACCUCUGCUCUUUCAUCGCACCACUUCAGAGUUCUGAGUAGACUUGUUGGUUGCAUUUAUGCUGUACAUACAAUUCCAAUCGACAUCCGAACUUAUUCCUUUAAAUUCACCAAAUUGUGGGAUGACCAUUUCUUCAUAUCUUGGUCACUAUUCAACAUAGUUUCUGCCAUAACACUUGGGUACCUUUUCUUCAUCUUUCUGGAAUUUCCUAUCAUCAGGAUUAUUCAUUUGCUUCGAGUGACAGACCCAACAGCUUUUAAUGAUGACACUACCAAAAGAAAUCCAUCCAAAGACAGCAAAUUUAAAUUCACCUCCAAGAUUUCAAGUUUAUCUGCAAGAAAAAAUGGUAAAUUUGAAAUCAAUCCUAAAGUAUAAUCAUAUAAAUAUCAAGCUCUCACAUUUUCUGUAAAUUUACCUAUUUUCACAUCUUUCAUAAUCAUUCAUAUUGUAAAUUUUGAAUCUCAAAGUCAUAUUCAGUUUCAUUUGAA